CCAAUGGACCCAGCAGGGCCAGAAAGGCUUUGUGAGGACAGGUGAUCGGCUGCACUAGGGCGUCGGGCAGGAACCGCUGGUGAGCUUCCCUAGCCCCAGGACAGGCCACGGGCCCCCUGAGCGCAGGCAGGUGGGCAACGGACAAAGGAUCAGGCCUGCGAGUCCCCUCCGGGACUUGGGAGUGCGGCUUCCGGAGCGCGGGGCUGGUUGCGUCAGACGCACGUUUGGACACCAAGGAGAUAGUGAGUGGGAGCGUCUUUCUCCUCCCUGCCCGGGCCCCCAGGACAGGUCACAGGUCCUUUCCCUGAUUGCCCUCACACUGGAGCUCGACCGCCCCCAGCCCUCCCCCGAACUGCGCUGUGAGACACUCGACUCCCUGUCCCAACCUGCAGAGUGCCCCCCCCCCGCCCCAUUCCUCAGCACCCUUCUUUCCCAGUGGCCCGCCGACCCGCAUGCUCCUCCUUCAGCACCCCCACCGUUUCAGCCAGCUCUUCCUCUUCUCGGCAAUGGCCGCUUCUCGCGACGCUGAGAUCCGGAAGGAUGUGCAGACCUACUACGGGCAGGUGUUGAAGAAAUCGGCGGACCUCCGGACCAAUGCCUGUCUCACUGCAGCCAGGCCAGUCCCCAGGCACAUCCUGGAAGCCCUGCAGAAUGUCCAUGAGGAGGUGGCCUUGAGGUAUUAUGGCUGUGGUCUGGUCUUCCCUGAGCGUCUGGAAAACUGUUGGAUUUUGGACUUGGGUAGUGGAAGUGGCAGAGAUUGCUAUGCACUCAGCCAGCUGGUUGGUGAGAAGGGAUGUGUCACUGGAAUAGACAUGACAGAAGGUCAGGUAGAAGUGGCCAAAAAGUACAUUGAUUAUCACAUGGAAAAGUAUGGCUUCCAGGCACCCAAUGUGACUUUUAUUCAUGGCUACAUAGAGAAGCUGGAAAAGGCUGGAAUCAGGAAUGAGAGUUACGAUAUUGUUAUAUCAAAUUGUGUUCUUAACCUUGUGCCCGAUAAACAACAAGUGCUGCAGGAGGUAUAUCGAGUGCUAAAGCAUGGUGGGGAGCUAUAUUUCAGUGACGUCUAUGCUAGCCUUGAACUGCCAGAAGAAAUCAGGAAACACAAAGUUUUAUGGGGUGAGUGUCUUGGUGGCGCUUUGUACUGGAAGGACCUCGCCAUCCUUGCCCAAAAAAUUGGGUUCUGCUUUCCACGCUUGGUCACUGCCAACCUGAUUAUGAUUCAAAACGAGGAACUAGAAAGAGUUGUUGGUGACUGUCGUUUUGUUUCUGCAACAUUUCGCCUCUUCAAACUCCCUAAGACAGGACCAGCCAAAAGAUGUCAGGUUAUUUACAAUGGAGGAAUCACAGGAUAUGAAAAAGAACUAGUAUUUGAUGCAAAUUUCACGUUUAAGGAAGGUGACAUUGUCGAAGUAGAUGAAGAAACAGCAGCUAUCUUGAAGAAUUCACGAUUUGCCCAAGAUUUUCUGAUCAAACCAAUUGGAGGGAGGUUGCCACCAACUGGAAGUUGUUCUGCUUUAGAAUCAAAGGAUAUCAUCACAGAUCCAUUCAAGCAUGCAGAAGAGUCUCACAGUACCAAGUCCAGAUGUUCCCCUGGUGUUGCUGGAGGCUGCUGUGGCACAAAGAAAAGCUGCUAAAUCUACAGCUGCCUGGAAGACAUAACCAGUAGUGGGUUGGAAGCUGAAGAAUGAGUUGCAUGUUUUUUUUAACCUGCUUUUUCCCAAAGCACAGACCAUAAGAAAGAAUAAAUGGCAAGAAGACACCAUAUUCUUGAUGACUGAUAAGGACAAAUGAAUUGUGUGAAAACAAAAAACAAAAAAACAAAAUCAGUGCCGUUGAGUCGAGUAGAAGGUAUUAAUUAAAUGUCCCCCCUACCAAAAAGAACUCAUUGCCGUAGAGUCGAUUCAGACUGACAGCGACCUUAUAUCACAGAGUAGAACUGCCCCCAUAGAGUUUUCAAGGAGCAUGUGGUGGAUUCCAACUGCCAACCUUUUGGUAAGUAGCCAUAGCUCUUAACUGCUAAGCCAUUAAUUAAAGGCUCACAGCAAAUCAUCUGGGAGCUCUGGUGGCACAGUGGUUAAGAGCUGUGGCUGCUAACCAAAAGGUUGACGGUUCGAAUCCACCAGCCGCUCCUUGGAAAACUUAUGGAGUAGUUCUAUUCUGUCCUAUAGGGUCUCCGUGAGUCAGAACCCACUCCACAGCACCUAACAACAAAAACAUCAAAUCACCUAAAUAAAGACUAGGUAAGUAGUUUUUUUCUAUUUUGUAACUAAUUCAAAGUUCUGGUGCCAUCUAGUGGUCAGAAGUGGAACUGAGAGGCAGGCUGAAGACUGGUCAGUGGCAAGAAAGGCUUUAGAAAUUAACAGCUGGGAGAGGGUCUUGGAAAAAAUAACCUUCAUUCUGACAUGCAUAGUACCUUUUGGAUUUUUUGCCACAUUGUCUCAUUAAACAAAGUUCCUACUAAAAUAAUGCUAAUCAUGGUAAAAGAUUGACAAUCAAAUAAGUAUGAGUGCUCUUGAGGUAACUGGUCUUUUAAACAAAACUUUUUUUUUUUUGUAAUUGAAUGAAGAAAACAUGAGUAAUAAAUUUCUUUGACCUCAGUUCACCCUUAUAACUGGCAACAGAGAGAUAUAGUGACUAUCUAGAAAAUCCCAACUGGAUCAGGAAGAGAGUUUGAUAAUUUUUUAAAGGUGAGCUAGGAGGUAUAAAAAUGGUGGGUUUUCUUUUUUCUUUACAAAAGGUCCUGGUUAAACUCUUAGGAAAGUAUUAGACUCAGUUCGAGGUUCCAUAGUUAAAGAAGAUAGAGGAAUAUUUUAAGGAUGAUUAACUCAUUAGACAUUAAGAACACUGAGGAAAGGUUCAAGGAUGAGUAAAUAAAUUCAAGUCUAGUUGUACUUGAGGCUUUUGUAGGGGUACACUUUAGUAUUUAAAUAUCAGUUUUCAAGCCAUGGAAGGUUUUAAUAAGAACUUGUGAGCUCAGUGCAAAAGGAACAAGGGGAAGCGGGCGUGCCUGCUGGAUUUUGACUAGAGGAAAGAGAACGUUUAGGCCUUAGAAGACAUUGGAAUGGAUUCUACAGGACAGACUCCAAGAAAGUUGUUAGACAGUUGGGGAAUUCUCUGACUUCUGAGUGUGUUCAGUUGUAGACCCUGACUUGCCUACUACAGACAGGAAAGGACUAGGUAAUAUCUUUUAAGCCCUUUUCAUCUCUGUGACCUUGAUUCUAAACAGUGCUUUCUUGGUUCUAGAGUUCAAUAUCUAUUUACCCAGCAUAUCCUAUGUUAGUGACAGCAUUAGUUAGCAUGGUACAAUUGGGAUUAAGCAUACUUUACUAUCUAUGAGCCCAAGACAGGCCUGCUAGAGGAGAAAUCCAUUGCUGUCGAGUCAUUCUGACUCAUAGUAGAACUGCCCCGUAGGGUUUUCAAAACUAUAAUCUUUACAGAAGCAGACUACCACGUCUUUCUCCCAUCAAACUGCCAACCUUUUGGUUGGCAGCCGAGCGCUUAGCGCUAUGCCACCUGGGCUCCUACUAGGGGAGAGAGGAUGGUCUGGCUAUUUGGUUUACUAGGCUUUUCUAAACAGGAGGGGGAGGCAUCGGCCUUUCACUUGUCAUUCUGAAUUUUCAGUUCCCCCAAAAAAUGUGGAGUUACGAGAUGGGCUGCAAUAUGGAAAUUCACAUUGUUCUUUUCCUAAGAAUAACAGACUUUAUGCAUGAUUUUCCAACCAAAGUACAUUUUAAGAAUCAUAUUUAACCUAGAAGCUAUAAAAUACCUAUUAGGUAAUGUAAAAUUAAAGCAGGUAUGUUUUGUCAGGAAAAUGCUAUAAAUAGUUAUACAAAUGUUCAAAAUAGGUGAAAUGGAAAAUCAAGUAUGUACAAAUCCUUAGGAGAGAGGGUUUUUCUCCUUUAAGUCUGAGAGGCAUCACGGAAUGAUGCUUAAGAGCAAAAACCCUGAAGCCAGACUUCAUAGUCUUUUCCUCCUCAACUGUGCUGAGCGUUUUGGCCUUGAGAAAAUUAUUCAACAUUACUGUACCUUUGCUUCCUCAUAUGUAUGAAGUUCUUUAAAAGCAUGCCUGGCACGUGGUUUAGAUCAUUAGUUUAGAUCUAUAUAGUUGCUAAUAAGCCCUGGUGGCACAGUGGUUAAGUGCUUGGCUGCUAACUGAAAGGUCGGCAGUUUGAACCCACCAGACACUCCACGGGAGAAAGAUGUGGCAGUCUGCUUCAGUAAAGAUUACAGCCUUGGAAACUCUAUGGGGGCAGUUCUACCUUGACCUACAGGGUCACUAUGAAUUGGGAUUGACUCGACGGCAGUGGGUAUAUGGUUGCCACCAGCAUGUAGUGUCCAGACCGGCCAAAGACCAAUGCUUCUUUUGCUUCCAGAGCAGAGUUUAAGGAAGCUACCUGUAGCUCUUUUAUAGUAGGCAAUGUUCCCCCCGGAAUAUUACGAUGAUAAUUUUCAAAUAUACAGAAGAGUUUAAGAAACUGUAGCCAAUACUCAUAUACCUAAACCAUUGCCGUCAAAUUGAUUCCAUCUUAUGGUGACCUCUUGUGUUGCAGAGUAGAACUACACUUGAUAGGGUUUUCAAAGCUGUAAGCUUUCAGAGGAAACCCUGGUGGUGUAGUGGUUAAGUGCUACAGCUGCUAACCAAGAGGUCGGCAGUUCAAGUCUGCCCAGUGCUCCUUGGAAACUUUAUGGGGCAGUUCUGCUCUGCCCUGUAGGGUUGCUCUGAGUUGGAAUCGACUUGAGGGCAGUGGGUUUGGUUUUGUUUUGUUUUUAAGCUUUCAGAAGUAGGUCUCCAGGCCUUUUUUUCCAAGGCACUCUGGGAGGGUUCAAACUGCCGACCUUUUGAUUAGUAGUCAGGCACUUAACUGUGCCAUCCAGGGACUAGUACUCAUACUUAAUACCUAGGUUCUACAAUUGUUAACCUUAUCCAAUCAUUUUAUACAUUUAAACAUUAUUCUUACUAACAGCAGAGUCACAGAAAUAUGGGCCUAAUUCUUCACUAGCCACAAACUUUAUCCAAAAGAUAUUGGAUUAAAGAAUUUAAGGAUCAGAUUUUCUCUUAGUUGACUAUUGUAUCAAAUAUAAUAUUUUCAGUCCUUCAUUAUCACAGGGGAAAGAUUUAUUAAAAAAUGAUGGCAGCCUGCAGAGGCAUUCCCGUUUACCUACUGGGGGAUGCCUGCAGUAGCCUGAAUAGGUGCCCCCUCACCCCGAGCCAUGCAUAGCUGAAAAGGGCAUGGCUCUGUGCCCAGAUGGCAGCAGAACCUGCUCCUUCUAUUGAUUCUUGGCCUUUCCUUGGACUGCUCCAAGGAAGCAGUAAAGAAAGUUACUAAUCCUGCCUUAUUAAGUUGGAAAUUUAACUAAAUAAAUCUGGCAAGGAAUGUGAACCUAUCCAUCCCUUCUUUCAUUCAUUCACUAAAUAUUAAGUACCUACUAUGUGCCAGGCACUGUCCUAGGCACUGAUCGCUAACAAUGGAUUUUGAACCCUGUGGGCCAAAAGGAGAAAAACAGUUGAGCCUGUUUUCUAGAUUUGGUUGGCACCUGCCCUAACUUCUGUGAUCUGCCAAGUUUCUUCAACCCCGCACCACUAUUUGGAUCCUAACAAGGGUCCUUUUACAGACCCUACCCUAAAAAAAAUUUUUUUUUUUUUUUUUUUACCCUAAGAGUAGAGGGAGGGCUCACUGCAUUAGAAAUGAACUCUUUUGCAAAAGUGAAGCUGGAAUUGUAUAAUCCUAAUAAUAACCUAUGACUUGAGCUUUACUGCUUCAUUCCAGUCUUUAUUCAACUGCUGAUUCUGUGAUUCCUGUAAGGACAGCUCCUACUGAGGUUAAUGGGAGUGUUACAUGAAUGUAAGUUUUGUACUUAAUCUUUUCCAGCUGAGUGAGCCUUGCUUGUCUUGGACUGACAAACAUACCAGUCCCCUUCCUCAAUGGGAACACACUAGCCCUUCCUUUCAUGUAGCAGGGCCAUGCUGCAGUGCUAUGCUCCAGGUGAAGGAAGAGUCACUUGGGAACAAAAAUAUCUUGCCCUAAUACCACUCCAUUGCCUCAUAUAAUACCAUACUGUCUCAUAUUCCUUGUUCAGAAGCCAGAGACAUUAACAAAGAAGAAUGGCAAAUUGAUGAUUUUCUGGGCUCAGUGCAAACCAUACUUAAGUCUCAUAACUUUUUGACUACACCUAAAGCCAUUAACCUUUUCAUUGGUGGAAUGAAGAGUAAUGCAGGAGACAGAAAGCAGAUCAUUCAAAAGCAGUUGCAGCAGUACAUUGACAGGGAACUACUGGAAAUUCAAGCCGGAUUCAGAAGAGGACGUGGAACAAGGGAUGUCAUUGCUGAUGUCAGACGGAUUUGGCUAAGAGCAGAGAAUGCCAGAAAGAUGUUUACCUGUGUUUUAUUAACUGUGCAGAGGCAUGUGACGGCGUGGAAGAACGGGAAUUUCUGAACACUGAUUUGUACUCAUGAGGAACCUGUACAUCGACCAAGAGGCAGUUGUUAGAUUAAACAAGGGGAUACUGUGUGGUUUAAAGUCAAGUAAGUUGUGCAUCAGGGUUGUAUCCUUUCACCAUACUUAUUCAAUGUGUAUGUUGAUCAAAUAAUCCGAGAAGCUGGACUAUAUGAAGAAUAUGGCAUCAGGAUUGGUGGAAGACUCAUUAACAACCUGCGAUACGCAGAUGACCCAACCUUGUUCACUGAAAGCAAAGAGGACUUGAAGCACUGACUGAUGAAGAUCAAAGACUGCAGCCUUCAGUAUGGAUUACACCUCAACAUAAAGAAAACAAAAAUCCUCACAACUGGACCAGUAAGCAACAUCAUGAUACACAGAGAAAAGAUCAAAGUUGUAAAGGAUUUCAUUUUACUUGGAUCCAUAAUCAACACCAAUGGAGGCAGCAGUCAAGAAAUCAAAUGACACAUUGCAUUGGGCAAAUAUGCUGCAAAAGCAUGUGAAAGUUGGACAAUGAGUAAGGAAGACUGAAGAAGAAUUAUGUCUUUAAAGUAUGGUAUUGGCAAAGAAUAUUGAAUAUACCAUGGACUGCCAGAAGAAUGAACACAUCUGUCUUGGAAGAAGUACAGCCAGAAUGCUCCUUAGAAGCAAGGAUGGCAAGACUUCAUCCACAUACUUUGGACAUGUUCUUAGAAGGGACCAGUCCCUGGAGAAGGACAUCAUGCUUGGUCAAGGAGAGGGUCAGCAAAAAAGAGGAAGACUCUCAAGGAGGUGGAUUGACACAGUGGCUGCAACAGUGGGCUCAAGCAUAACAAUGAUUGUGAGGAUGAACCAGGACUGGGCAGUGUUUCUUCUGUUGUACAUAGGGUCCCUAUGAGUUGGAACCAACUUGAUGGAACCUAACAACAAUGUAUGUUUAUUAUAUGUCAAAAAUUUUGAAAGUUUAAAAACGUCUAUCAGUGGGUGACCUAUAUAACCAGGAGUCCAGGCCAACCUGGGAAACCUGAUGUUUGUGCUAAGAUUCACAAUUAUUACUACAGAGACUGCAGCAGCAAACUGAGGGUGUGGUGUCUUAUCUUGGUUUUCUGGGAGUUCCUGUGGCGUUAUCUGUUUCAUUGUCCUACAUGUGGCUGGAGAAGUGGUAUAUCCCUUAGUCCUAAUUGUGAAGGUCAGUCCAAGACGAUAAAAUCAGAAAGUGCGUUGUAAACUGUGAAGGCGUGUGUCUGCUUUGAGUGGCAGGAGUUCCCUUAACCUCCUUAGGUUAUUAGCACUGCCCAGCAUCACUGCACUGGUACCUGUCAGGUUAAUCUUCCUAUUAUACAGUUCUUCUGUUUGAAACUUUUUAUAGGUCCUGGGUUCCUACAGAACGAGCUCUGGUGGCAUGGUGGUUAAGCACUAGGCUGCUAACCAAAAAGGUGGGUAGUUUGAACUCACCAGCUACUCUGUGUGAGAAAGAUGUGACAGUCUGCUUUCGUAAGGAUUACAGCCUUGGAAACCCUAUAGAGCAGUUCUGUUCUGUCCUAUAGGGUCACUACGAGUUGAAAUCGACUCAACAGCAAUGGGUAGAGGUGCCUACAGAAUGAAAUCUAAACUCCUAAACUUGGCGUUCAAGGCCCAGCACAAACUGACCCCAACCAGCUUUUCAACAUUAUUCCUGCUCUUCUUUGUAGGUCAUAGGGCCAAAUUCAACUACAGCUUGUUUCAGAAAUGCUGCUCCCUUUCCAGCCUCACCUCACACUUUUCCUUCCAUUAAAAUAUUUUUUCCUUUUAUCUCUCAA
Loxodonta africana (African savanna elephant) is the source of this 8212-nucleotide messenger RNA. RefSeq names its product arsenite methyltransferase (gene AS3MT). NCBI's taxonomy places the organism in Eukaryota, Metazoa, Chordata, Mammalia, Proboscidea, Elephantidae. Gene Ontology annotation, molecular function: arsenite methyltransferase activity. Gene Ontology annotation, biological process: arsonoacetate metabolic process; toxin metabolic process. The record is from RefSeq and is a predicted model, not a curated record. The transcript has 11 exons. Bases 453 to 1634 code for a protein of 393 amino acids. Gene Ontology annotation, cellular component: cytosol.